AUGCAAGACCUAGGAGAACAGAUUGAUGAGACUCAGUUUACAGUUGAAGAUGUUGCCCUUUCAAGUAUGCCAGCUCAUCCACUCAAUUUGAAGCCUCAGUUCAUGAAGGUUUCACCAUGGCCUACUCCCACUUCACAAAGACUACCUGGUGGCUGGAAUGAAGACACUCUUACAAAGGACUAUGAGGAAUUCGCACAGCAACUUAUCAAGUUUGCAAUCAGUGACUUCCAUAGUCAGCUUGUGUCUAACUAUGCUUAUCCAGAUCAUGUCACUCAAGUUUCAUGGGUGAAAGAGGCUUGGAAGGAGGGAUGCAAACAUUAUAAGAUUGAGAUGGGUUUCAAUAAUGAGAUUAUAAAAAUGAUCAUGUUGUGCACUUCCCAUCUGACUGGCAAGGUGAAAGCAAAAUUGCAACCACUAGUCAAGAGUGUUUAUGGUUUUGAGUCAAGCACCAGGGAGUUGGUGGGGUCCAGGAAUCACCACCUUGUUCAAAAGCUCAAGCACAAGUUCAGUUUAUGUUACCAUGACCUCAGAGAUGAGAAAACGAAUGUUCCUCAUAGUGGUGUGUUUCGGACAAAGUUGACUCAGAAGGCUGUGAAUGUGGUCUGGUACCACAACACAAAGGACAAGGGCAUCAUAUUCAGACAUUAUUUUACUCCUUUUCCCAUUCCUGCCAUGGCUCUGUUAUACACAGUGGCUGAGUGUUGCAUUGACAAGUGGGCCAAUGGAGAGUGCAUUGAUAUUACAUUUUCAGAGGACAAGUACAAGGAAACAUAUGACAAGCACAUUACAAAUCUCAAGAAGUUUGCCACACUUACCAAGGAGCAUGGCAUCCUUGACACAAUCCAGAAGGACAUCAAUAACAGUGGCCAGUUGCAUGCCAAAGCAGAGCCACUCAAAGUUGGAGAUGGUGAGUGCCUGUCUGAUGAUGAGAUUAGGAAUGCAAUCCAGGAAUUUCAGGAGGGUAGUACUGGUGGUGGGAAUGUGAGUGAGGAUGAGGAUGAGAGUGAUGUCCAGUCCAAAGAGGAGUUGAUGCACUAUAAUGAAUAA
Messenger RNA from Suillus subaureus, 1047 nucleotides. RefSeq lists its product as uncharacterized. NCBI's taxonomy places the organism in Eukaryota, Fungi, Basidiomycota, Agaricomycetes, Boletales, Suillaceae. The transcript is spliced from 8 exons. Bases 1 to 1047 code for a protein of 348 amino acids. The record is from RefSeq and is a predicted model, not a curated record.